Messenger RNA from Capsella rubella, 943 nucleotides. Its product is annotated as cyclin-dependent kinase inhibitor 7. NCBI's taxonomy places the organism in Eukaryota, Viridiplantae, Streptophyta, Magnoliopsida, Brassicales, Brassicaceae. The record is from RefSeq and is a predicted model, not a curated record. The coding region runs from base 50 to 679 and encodes 209 amino acids. The transcript has 4 exons. Gene Ontology annotation, cellular component: nucleus. Gene Ontology annotation, molecular function: cyclin-dependent protein serine/threonine kinase inhibitor activity. Gene Ontology annotation, biological process: negative regulation of cyclin-dependent protein serine/threonine kinase activity.
ACUAACCAGAGAGAAACCCCAAAUUCUCCAGAGAGAGAGACAACGAAAAAUGAGUUUGAGAGAGAUGAGCGAGACAAAAUCGUUGGUAUUCAAGAGAAACUCUGACUUCGAAGGAUCAAACAUCAAGAGGAUAAGACUCGACGACGAUGACGAAGACGUUCUACGCUCACCGACGAGAACUCUUUCUUCUUCUUCCUCUUCUUCUCUAGCUUACUCGGUUUCAGAUUCCGGAAAUUUCUGCUCCGCCGCUUUAUCCGAAGAAGACGAUCACCAAAGCUCAAGCAUCAGCUCCGGUUGUACCAGCAGUGAAACUAACGAAAUCGCUGCAAACACUCGUCUUCCAUGUUUAGAUCUGGAGGCUCAAAAAAUCUCCGAAACCGAAACCGAAACCUCAACGUUAAUCACCAACAAUUUCAGAAAACAGGGAAGUCCGGUAAGCGAGAAUCAGGGAGAAACAGCUGAAAUGGACUCGGCAACUACGACGGAGAGGAGGGAACAGAGAAAGGCGGAGAUGAAGACGAAGAAGAUGGGAAAAUCACCGACGCAGGCGGAGAUUGACGAUUUUUUCUCGGCGGCGGAGAGAUUCGACCAGAAACGAUUCACAGAAAAGUACAACUACGACAUCGUUAACGAUACGCCGCUUGAAGGUCGGUACCAGUGGGUUAGUCUGAAGCCAUAGAAAGAAAGAAAGAAAGAGACGAAGAAGAAGAAGAGACAAUGCUAAAGUUACACGUACUAGUACUGUGAGUUUUUGUCACAGACAGAAAGAGUAUCAAAAAGUUUAGGGUUUUUUUCUCAAAUCAUCAUCUCUUUCAUUCUCAUUGUGUACAGUCUUCUAAUUUUAAUUCCCUCAAAUCUUUUUAACUUCUUCUGCGUACCAAUGACAAUUUUUUUUCUUCUUCUUCUUCAAGAGGUUAUAUAAAAAAAAUUUGAAUUUUGGUUA